AUGGCAAUUGAUAGUGAUACUGUGAUACCCUCUACCUCAUCCGAAGUGUUUGCACCUUUUACUAUAGAUCCAUCACAUCCUUUUUACAUACAUCCUUCUGAUCGCCCUGGUACUCACUUAGUCUCUCUACCUUUCGAUGGGACUGAUUUUGUGUCAUGGCGUAAGAGCAUCCCAUGCUCCCUAUCUACCAAAAACAAAUUAGGCUUCAUCAAUGGUAGACACGCUAGACCUUCUGUUGACUCACCAUAUUAUCCUCAUUGGGAGAGACGCAAUGAUGUGAUGAUCGCUUGGAUCAGCAAUUCAUUAUCCAAGGAUAUUGCUAUCAAUGUUUUGGGAUAUGACACUACUAGAGAGAUCUGGUUAGACAUCAAUGAGAGAUUUGGGCAGUCCAAUGGGUCCAAGUUCAUUCAUAUUCAAAAAGAAAUUUGCUUGAUGUCUCAAGGCAGUUCUGACAUAGCUACCUAUUUUACUCGAAUACGCAGUCUAUGGGAUGAACUACAUACUACAUAUGUAGGUCCUGUUUGUUCUUGUGGAGCUUUGCCCAAGUUUCUGGAAGAAUUAAAACUCUAUCAAUUUUUAAGUGGACUUAAUGAAUCCUAUUCUUCAGUAAAAUGCAACAUUCUACUCUCGUCCCAUGUUCCCUCUGUUAGUAAAGCAUACUCCAUGUUACAACAUGAUGAAAAACAAUGGAGUCUUCAUCUUCUUCAUUCUCGUUGGCCUUCUCCAAUGAUUCUGCAUCAUUUUCUGCUAAUUCUGCACCUGUGGGAGGUUAGAGAAUUUUAA
Nicotiana attenuata is the source of this 783-nucleotide messenger RNA. RefSeq lists its product as uncharacterized. The transcript has a single exon. The coding region runs from base 1 to 783 and encodes 260 amino acids. The record is from RefSeq and is a predicted model, not a curated record. Lineage: Eukaryota; Viridiplantae; Streptophyta; Magnoliopsida; Solanales; Solanaceae.